GGGAGGGGGGUGGUUGGGGGGGGAUGGACCCGGCGCGGCGGCCGCAGCGGCAGGAGCCGGCGCUUGAACUCGAGCGACGGCGCUGGCGGAGACGCCGGCUGCUCCUCCCCUCCCCGCCGGUAUUCCCCUCUGGAGAAGACACCCCCACAGUUAGCACUCACUUCAGAUGCUGACCCUCGGUGAACAGCUGCUCUUGGUGACAAGAUUUAGAAGACAGAGUCCAUCCUCCCAGAUUGGAUCUCUUUUUGUAUGGAUCUUCUAUUUCUAUGUCUUUUUUAAAAAGAACUUUUUUGGGAAACAUUUUUGAUUACAACUGUUCAUCGUCAUCUAUGCAAAGAAAGGAAAGCUGUUGCUGGGAUUUUGAGGAGCUUUUCGUGACAGGAUUCCUGUACACCCUGGAAGUGCUUGAGGAAGAGUGAUGAAGCUCUGAAUCGUGUUCUGCAGCAGAUCCGUGUGCCACCCAAGAUGAAGAGAGGGACGAGCUUGCAUAGUAGGCGGGGCAAGCCAGAGGCCCCAAAAGGAAGUCCCCAAAUCAACAGGAAAUCUGGCCAGGAGAUGACAGCUGUCAUACAGUCAGGCCGACCCAGGUCUUCAUCCACCACUGAUGCUCCGACCAGCUCUGCUAUGAUGGAGAUCGCUUGUGCGGCUGCCGCGUGUCUACCAGGAGAGGAGGCGACUGUGGAGCGGAUCGAGCGGUUGGAAGUAAGCAGCCUCGCCCAGACUUCCAGUGCAGUGGCCUCCAGCACUGAUGGCAGCAUCCACACAGACUCUGUGGACGGCAUUCCAGACCCUCAGCGCACGAAGGCUGCCAUUGCUCACCUACAGCAGAAGAUCCUGAAGCUCACAGAACAGAUCAAGAUUGCACAAACAGCCCGGGACGACAACGUCGCUGAGUACUUGAAGCUUGCCAACAGUGCGGACAAGCAGCAGGCCGCCCGUAUCAAGCAGGUCUUCGAGAAGAAGAAUCAGAAGUCUGCCCAAACCAUCCUCCAGCUACAAAAGAAGCUCGAGCACUACCAUCGCAAGCUCCGAGAGGUAGAGCAGAAUGGGAUCCCCCGGCAGCCAAAGGAUGUCUUCAGGGACAUGCACCAGGGUCUGAAGGACGUGGGAGCAAAGGUGACUGGCUUCAGCGAAGGUGUGGUGGACAGUGUCAAAGGGGGAUUUUCCAGCUUCUCCCAGGCCACCCACUCAGCAGCUGGAGCUGUGGUCUCAAAACCCAGAGAGAUCGCAUCACUGAUUCGGAACAAAUUUGGCAGUGCAGACAACAUCCCCAACCUGAAGGACUCCUUAGAGGAAGGGCAAGUGGAUGAUGGGGGGAAGGCUUUGGGGGUGAUUUCGAACUUCCAGUCAAGCCCAAAAUAUGGUAGUGAGGAAGAUUGUUCUAGUGCCACUUCAGGCUCAGUGGGAGCCAACAGCACCACUGGGGGCAUUGCUGUAGGAGCGUCUAGCUCCAAAACCAACACCCUGGACAUGCAGAGCUCAGGAUUUGAUGCACUACUCCACGAGAUCCAGGAGAUCCGGGAAACCCAGGCCAGACUGGAGGAAUCCUUUGAGACCCUCAAGGAACAUUAUCAGAGGGACUAUUCCUUAAUAAUGCAGACCUUACAGGAGGAACGGUAUAGAUGCGAACGGUUAGAAGAACAGCUGAAUGACCUAACAGAACUGCACCAGAAUGAAAUCUUGAACUUGAAGCAGGAACUGGCCAGCAUGGAAGAGAAAAUCGCAUAUCAGUCCUAUGAACGGGCACGGGACAUCCAGGAGGCUCUGGAGGCGUGCCAGACCCGCAUCUCCAAGAUGGAGCUGCAGCAGCAGCAGCAGCAGGUGGUGCAGCUGGAAGGGCUGGAGAACGCCACGGCCCGCAACCUGCUGGGCAAGCUCAUCAACAUCCUGCUGGCCGUCAUGGCUGUCCUCCUGGUCUUUGUGUCCACGGUCGCCAACUGCGUGGUCCCCCUCAUGAAGACGCGCAACCGGACGUUCAGCACUUUAUUCCUCGUGGUUUUCGUGGCCUUCCUCUGGAAGCACUGGGACGCCCUCGUGAGCCACGCGGAGCGGUUCUUCUCGUCCCCAAGAUGAUGCAGGAGGCAGCCGCGGCCGCCAGCGCUGACCUACUCUGCGGUUUUCUACGACAAGAGUUGAGUGAAUCUGUUUACAUUUAGAAUAAUGUUUUUUUCUUCAAGAGACGCAAUUGCAAUAGUAUUUUUUAGAUUUUAUCCAAGAA
Sciurus carolinensis (gray squirrel) is the source of this 2218-nucleotide messenger RNA. It is a transcript of the gene Tmcc1, whose product is annotated as transmembrane and coiled-coil domain family 1. The transcript has 7 exons. Lineage: Eukaryota; Metazoa; Chordata; Mammalia; Rodentia; Sciuridae. Gene Ontology annotation, biological process: endosome membrane tubulation; membrane fission; endosome fission. The record is from RefSeq and is a predicted model, not a curated record. Bases 466 to 2073 code for a protein of 535 amino acids. Gene Ontology annotation, cellular component: endomembrane system.